Molecule: messenger RNA, 1756 nt
Organism: Exserohilum turcica Et28A
Lineage: Eukaryota; Fungi; Ascomycota; Dothideomycetes; Pleosporales; Pleosporaceae
Exons: 2
Coding region: 1-1704 (567 amino acids)
Cellular component (GO): mitochondrion
Molecular function (GO): metalloendopeptidase activity; metal ion binding
Source: RefSeq, a predicted model, not a curated record
AUGUUGACGCUGCGCUGCUGCCGGCCGCGAUCCACGCGCCCGCUCUCCAGGGCCUCGUAUGCGCCCGCCGCCCGCCCCAGGACACUGGCCACGGCCGCCGAACAGAGGGACCCCGCCGACCUCGACCGCAUCACCACCCUGCCCAAUGGCAUCCGCGUCGCCACAGAGGCCCUGCCCGGCCACUUCUCGGGCAUUGGCGUCUACGUCGACGCCGGCUCCCGCUACGAAAACGAUGCCCUGCGCGGAGUCAGCCACAUCAUCGACCGCCUGGCCUUCAAGUCGACGCGCGCCACCACCGGCGACCAGAUGAUGGAGAGGAUUGAGACGCUGGGCGGCAACAUCCAGUGCGCCUCGAGCAGAGAGUCGCUCAUGUACCAGUCGGCCACGUUCAACUUGGCCGUGCCCACCACCGUCGCCGUCCUCGCUGAGACGAUCCGCGACCCGCUCAUCACCGACGACGAGGUCCAGCAGCAGCUCGAGACGGCCGACUACGAGAUUGGCGAGAUCUGGAGCAAGCCCGAGCUGAUCCUGCCCGAGCUGGUGCACAUGGCCGCGUACAAGGACAACACGCUGGGCAACCCGCUGCUCUGCCCCAAGGAGCGCCUGCCCUUGAUCAACCGCGCCGUCGUCGAGGCAUACCGCAAAGAGUUCUACAAGCCCGAGCGCAUCGUCGUCGCCUUUGCCGGCGUCAACCACAACGAGGCCGUCCGCUUGACCGAGCAGUACUUUGGCGACAUGAAGAGGGGCGUCGGACCUUCGCUCGUCGACAUUGGCUCAGGCACCCACGCACCCGCGCAGCAAAACUUCACCGCAAACCACCCCAUGCCCAAAGGCGCUCUGCUCGGAGGCUCCAACAUCAUCUCCAAGAUUCCCUUCCUCAAGAACCUCUCCACAUCGGCCACAUCCAAUGCCAGCCUAACCACAGCCCCCGACCUUGACUUCCCGCCAAUAAACACAUCGACCCCUUCGCAGUACACUGGCGGUUUCCUUACUCUCCCUCCCAUUCCGCCUCCAGCGAACCCCAUGCUGCCCCGCCUAUCGCACAUCCACCUCGCCUUCGAAGCCCUGCCCAUCUCCUCUCCCGACAUCUACGCCCUCGCAACCCUGCAAACACUUCUCGGCGGCGGCGGCUCCUUUAGCGCCGGUGGGCCCGGAAAAGGCAUGUACUCGCGCCUCUACACCAACGUGCUCAACCAGCACGGCUGGGUCGAAUCCUGCGUCGCCUUCAACCACAGCUACACUGACAGCGGUCUCUUUGGCAUCGCCGCCUCGUGCGCCCCCUCGUACACAGCCCACAUGCUCGAAGUCAUGUGCCGCGAGCUCAAAUCCCUCAGCGAUGAAUCAGGCUACGCAGCCCUCAAGGACGGCGAAGUCCAGCGCGCCAAGAACCAGCUCCGCUCCUCGCUCCUCAUGAAUCUCGAGUCCCGCAUGGUGGAGCUCGAGGACCUCGGCCGCCAAGUCCAGGUCCACGGCCGCAAGGUCGGUGUCAAGGAAAUGUGCAAGAAGAUCGAGGCCGUCACCGUGCACGAUCUCCGCCGCGUCGCCAAACACGUCUUUGGCGGCAACGUGUACAAUGCGGGUGUCGGUUCCGGCGCUCCAACCGUGGUCCUCCAGGAAGGCGAAAUGGAGGGGCUCAAGCGCAAGGAUCUCUCUUGGAAUGAUAUCCAGACCCGCAUUUCAAGAUGGAAGCUUGGACGUCGAUAGAAUGAUGGUUAUUUCCCUUGCAUAUUUCAUCUCCUCCCAUAUCCCUUUUUUU